Molecule: messenger RNA, 2745 nt
Organism: Labeo rohita (rohu)
Lineage: Eukaryota; Metazoa; Chordata; Actinopteri; Cypriniformes; Cyprinidae
Product: SPARC-related modular calcium-binding protein 1-like
Exons: 11
Coding region: 584-1858 (424 amino acids)
Biological process (GO): extracellular matrix organization
Cellular component (GO): basement membrane
Molecular function (GO): heparin binding; calcium ion binding; extracellular matrix binding
Source: RefSeq, a predicted model, not a curated record
UUUUUUUUUUUUUUUUUUUUUUUUUUUUUUUGCACCCUGAGAUUGCAGAUUUUCAAAUAGUUGUAUCCUGGCCAAAUAUUGUCCUAUCCUAACAAACCAUACAUCAGUGGAAAUAUAGCUGGUUUUGUGGUCCAGGGUCACAUGUGCUAUUAUAGUCAUAUAAAAAUUUAACAAGAAAUCAGUCGCUCUAUUAAACACUUUAGGCAGGUGAGGACCAAUAGAGAGUUAACUUACCAUCCUCCUAGCCGUCCCGAGGAGGAGUUCCUGUGUGAAAAUGUGAAGUCAGUACAGUCGGUUGUAUUCAGUUCCCCAAACAACAUGAGUGAAAUACUACUGAAGACAUACCGUGUUUAAGUUUGUAUUAUUUUGGUAGUUUUUAUCGCCUGUCUGUUGAUUGUCGUCGUCGAAGAACUCGUCGAAUUAGGCGAACGGUUAGGCUGCUAUGACAACCUGAGUAAGCGCGGGCUUUAACCUCUGAAUCCUGGCCGUUACUGUGGAGAGGACGCGCGCCUUGUGUUUAAAUUCACACGCUGGCGGGAAGAGCGUGACCGGUCUCAGAGCUUGGGCUGUUGUGGCUGGAAUCAUGCUGGUUUUGAUGUUCACCUGUCGCGUACUGCUCAUCUUUCUGUUGUCAGAUUCAGUGAAGAUGACGGACGAAAAGCAGUUGCUGGUGUUGGACGAGCAUUGGCGUCAGGCGUGCGUGGUGGAUUGUGCUAGAGGGCGCCAUCAAGUUGUGUGUGGCAGCAACGGCCGAAUGUAUAUAUCUUUGUGCUCUUUCCAGCGUGCGCAGUGCAUCAACAGGCAGCUGAGGACGGCCGCAUUGUCAACGUGCACAGGAGAUGCACUGAGGUCUAAAUGUCAGCUGGCUCGAUCUCAAGCUCUGCGGGCCAGUGCUCGUUCUGAUUCCUUCGCCGGCUUUAUCCCAGAAUGCAAAGCUGAUGGAACCUACACAGAGGUGCAGUGUCACAAUCAGACAGGUUACUGCUGGUGCUCUUCUCCUGAUGGGAUUCCUGUGAGCGGAAGCUCUGUCUUACACCUGCGGCCCAACUGCACUAGUCAGAUGGCUCAGGAAACUGAAUUUGUGCAAACAAAGCGAAACAUUCAGUGGCGCUCCACUCCUGAUCCUGACCAGCGCUCUGUUCUGACCACUGCUGGAGUCACAGUGCCUCCAUUUUGGGUGACAAUCCUGCUGAACUCGGACCCGAAUGGAAACCGUUCCGUCAGACGACCUGCAGAUUCUCUCAAGACUUGUAAACAUGAGCGAAUGUCCUUACUUGCUGAAGUGGCCACUCAGGGCUCAGAAAAGCGGUUUGUUCCAGAAUGCAGUGCAGACGGGCGGUACAGAGCUGUUCAGUGCCACAGCAACACAGGAUACUGCUGGUGUGUGAGAGUGGACUCAGGACGGCCCAUCCCGGGCACUUCAGCCAUGAACCAACUGCCUGACUGCAGCGCUCGGGAAACACACACGCUCAUCAUCAACAACAGCUACACACAAACUACUCUCUCAGGUUGUCCAAGUGUACGAAAGCCAGACUUUCUGAAGAGUUUAAUGCAAGCAUUUCAGCAGAAAGUUGAAAGUGGGACUCAGUCUUCUGUUUACAGGACACCUGAGGCCCGUCCUCAUGUCCUCACCUCUCCGGCCUCUUUCUCAUCCGUUCAAACUCUCCGUCUGUACUUUACGCGGCUGGACGCAGAUGCCGAUGGGCUUCUGAGCGAGCGGGAAUCGCGUCCGUUGCGUCUCCUUCUCCGCAGAACUCUGCGUCCUCGCCGCUGUGCCAAGAAGUUCAUGCAGUUCUGCGACGGGAACGCAGACCACCGCCUAAGCGCUCAAGAACUCACUUCCUGUCUUGGCAUUUAAGGCCGGACUCCAUAAAUAUUGUGCAAGAUGAAGUAUCUUUGGAAAUCAUUUCAGACUUGAGUUUGACCUUCAUCUCAGCACAGCUCUUUUGAGUCUCAGACUGCAGCGUUCAAUCACUUCACUCUGGGUUUUUGAAUCUGUUUCAGCUCUCGCCGGCGCUCUGACCUUUUCACUUAUGCAAGUCCAAACACUGUGCCUUUCAAAUAAAGGACUUGUUAUUGGUUCUGUAAAAAUAACCACGGUUAUGCCUUUCUGACCGCUGGAGCGCUCGAGUGUGUGCGAUUGCAUUUGAGUGGAUAAGACAACGAGUUUGGACAAAUUAACAUCUUAAUCAUUCAGUGUUCAUGACAUGAAGUGCGAUCUGAAAGUCUGAGACCACAAUGAAAGCUUAAAUAUCUGCUUUUUUAUUUCAGUUAGGAAAUAAUUAGAACGUUUGGGGACCAGAAAUUCAUCUGUAUGUUUUCAAUUCAUUUUUCAGCCAAAAAAUAUACAAUACAAAUUUAAAAUUUAAGUCUGGGGUGAAAGAAAUUGAUCAUUUUGUUCAGCAAGGAUGUGUUAAAUUAAUAAAAAAUAUAAUAAUAAAGACUUAUACUGUUAGAAAUGAUUUAUAUUUUGAAUUAAUGCUGUUCUUUUUAACUUUUUAUUCACCAGAAAUAUUACUAAUAUAUUCCAACAUUAAUAAUAAAUCAGCAUAUUAAAAAGAUUUCUAAAGGGUCAUGUGACACUAAAGACUGGAGUAAUGAUGAUGAAAACUCAGCUUUGACUUGCAGGAAUAAAUCAUAUUUUUAAGUAUAUUGAAAUAGAAAAAUGUAAUUUUAAAUUGUAAUAAAAUUUCACAAUAUUAUUGUUUUUUCUGUAUUUUUCAUCAAAUAAAUCAGCCUUGGUGA